AUGGUUCGCGGCAGUGAUAUCAUCCUCGUUCUCGUGGCGAUCCUCUUCCCGCCGGCAUCCGUGUUCUUCAUCUCGGGAUGUGGCUGUGACCUCUUGAUCAACAUCCUCUUGACCGCUCUCGGGUACAUUCCCGGACACAUCCACGCAUUCUACCUGAUCUACAAGCAGAUGGAGGCUGACGCUAGGUUCGGACCUGGCAACUACGUCAACCUCGGUAACGGGCACUUCGAACCUGCGCACGGCGUCGCAUAUCAACCGGUCCACCCCCAGCCUCAUUACGGUUCCACCGCUUGA
This is a messenger RNA of Filobasidium floriforme, 294 nucleotides long. RefSeq lists its product as uncharacterized. Gene Ontology annotation, cellular component: membrane. The transcript has 6 exons. NCBI's taxonomy places the organism in Eukaryota, Fungi, Basidiomycota, Tremellomycetes, Filobasidiales, Filobasidiaceae. The record is from RefSeq and is a predicted model, not a curated record. The coding region runs from base 1 to 294 and encodes 97 amino acids.